AUGGUCCGACCGACAAUAUCGUGUGCCCUCAUGGGCUUUGCAAUGUUUACGGAUGUUGCACAGGGUAUCAACAUUUACGUGACCAACAAGUGCGACGAGAGCAUGGUCUUGGCUCACGUGACGCCAAACGGUGUCACGACGGACGACUUGGCCUGUGGUGGCACCAUUACGAAAUCAAUCGAGCCUAGUUCUGGCUCACACGUGUUCAAGUCGGGCACGGGAGCUGAGGCGACGUUGGCCGAGUUUUCUACCGUGGGUGGUAAGAGCUGGUAUGACAUUAGUGCUAUUCCUACGGGUAAAAAGAGUGGUCCUGGAUAUUGUACGAGUCUUCAGGAUUGCAAGACCGUCACGGGUGGUGUGGGCUUUAAUGUUCCUAUUCAGAUCAUUCCUCAUACUCCAGAUGGCGGUCGCUGCGUCGAAUUGACUUGUUUGACUGAAAAUUGCAUUGACGCUUACCAGUUCCCUAAGGAUGACACCAAGACCCACACGUGCCCAUUGUCGACGGAUUUUGAUCUGACGUUUUGUGCUGGUGGGUCAGGUGGCCAAGCGCCAAUGGCAUCGCCUGCCCCAACACCGCCAUCUACGCCGUCCACGAUGCUCAACCCACCAUCUACUUCUUCUCCGGUGCCAGCGUCUCCUUCUCCGGUGCCAGCGUCUCCUUCUCCGGAGCCAGCGUCUCCUUCUCCGGCGCCAGCGUCUCCUUCUUUGGAGCCAGCGUCUCCUUCUUUGGACCCAGCGUCUCCUUCUCCGGAUGCAGCGUCUCCUUCUUUGGAGCCAGCGUCUCCUUCUUUGGACCCAGCGUCUCCUUCUCCGGAUGCAGCGUCUCCUUCUUUGGAGCCAGCGUCUCCUUCUCCGGACCCAGCGUCUUCUUCUCCGGAGCCAGCGUCUCCUUCUUUGAAGAAAUUGUCGUCUUCGUCUCAAAAAUCGCCGUCAUCGACCACGGUUUCGGAUAAAUAUCCGACAUACGCACAGCAGCAAAGCAUCGAUCAGUUUGAACAAUCACCUGUUUCGGACUUGAAAAACCAGGCCAACUACGAGAACUUGCGCAAGGAAAAUGGUAAAACUGAGCCGAGUGUCAACACGCAGCAGACGACCGAGACGAAUCAGAAACCUCACAAGGUUGACGACGCGACCGGAGGAACGAAUCCAGCUGUCUCUUUGAUUAAAGAUGACCACGUGCAGCAGAUCAACACUAGGUCUGCGGAUAAAAGCGGUGGCGCCACGUUUAUUUUUGUGGGCGUCGUAGCGUUGUGCGUGGUGAUGGUUGCUGCUGCCACGAUCGUGGGGGUGCGUAAGAAGAAGGCGCAGUUGGAAGAGCUCGAGAGCAAAACUCCGCAAUCCACGACGGCCCACGGCACUCUAGCAAACUUUCGCACCCCUCGCAACAACGUCAGCGUACUGUAA
This is a messenger RNA of Peronospora farinosa, 1404 nucleotides long. Lineage: Eukaryota; Oomycota; Peronosporomycetes; Peronosporales; Peronosporaceae. The record is from the annotation of a GenBank genome assembly.